This is a messenger RNA of Scylla paramamosain (green mud crab), 5768 nucleotides long. Its product is annotated as 2-acylglycerol O-acyltransferase 1-like. Gene Ontology annotation, biological process: triglyceride biosynthetic process. The record is from RefSeq and is a predicted model, not a curated record. Gene Ontology annotation, molecular function: diacylglycerol O-acyltransferase activity. The transcript is spliced from 9 exons. NCBI's taxonomy places the organism in Eukaryota, Metazoa, Arthropoda, Malacostraca, Decapoda, Portunidae. Bases 223 to 1599 code for a protein of 458 amino acids. Gene Ontology annotation, cellular component: endoplasmic reticulum membrane.
GACCGCUUCUGAGACGCUUCGGGACGAGUGGACAACAACAAGGUGGAUUAGCUGUGUGUCUCCUUCUGGUGGUUAUUUAUUUCCUUCCCUUCCCCACGAGUCAGGCGGCGAGCAGUGAGAGCGAGGCGUGGCGGUGCGGAGGAGGCGGGAGGCUGCGGACGAGGCGCUGACAGGACGUAGAACAGACUGACAGAGAGUGUCAUCGCUGCUCCACCAACCAUCAUGGACGGGUGCAAGGUUGCCACUGCUCCUGACACGGGCAUGGAGUCUCAGUUGGGGCUCCAGAAUACCCUGAAGGAGGACACAGUCAGUCAGAGAGUAGAGGAAAUAACACCCAAUGAAGAACAGAAACCCCUAUCUGAGGCACCUGCUGUUGAGAAUGAACCCAAGGAGCAGAAUGGUGUGAAGCAUGAGGGGAGUGCCAAGAAGGAUGCUAAGAGUGAGGAGUCAGAUGAAGACCUCAAGAAGUACAACAGGAAGAUCCCCGAGGAACGUUCAGCCGUCAAGAAAGAUGAGAUAGACGCACACUUUGACAGACUGCCCUGGGUGGUGGGUGCACUGAGCCGUGUCCUCAACCUGGGCAUCAGCUAUGGACCACAGUUUGCUCCCAUCAAUAUCCCAAUCCGUCGCCGCAAGCAGACCUUUGCUGUGCUCUUCUGGAUGUCCACCUUCCUUUUCAUGGGGGCUGGAUCUCUCCUCAUGCUCCUCUACCUCUUCUUCUACACACAGUACUGGUGGGUGUCCCUGUGUUACCUGACUUGGUUCCUUGGCGACCACUCCAUCUGCAGCCGUGGUGGACGCAGAGUGGAGUGGGUGCGACGACUACCCCUAUGGAAGCACUACCGAGACUUCUUCCCCAUCCACCUCAUCAAGACGUGUGAGCUGGACCCCUCCAAGAAUUACAUUAUGGGCUACCACCCUCAUGGCAUCCUCUCGGCCGGCGCCUUCUGCCACUUUGCCACCGAGGGCACAAACUUCAGCAAGAACUUUCCGGGCUUCACUCCCCACCUACUUACCUUGGAGGGACACUUCCUCCUCCCUUUCUACAGAGAGUUCUUCAUGGCCUCGGGUGCUGUGAGCGCCACCCGGGAAAGCAUGGACUACCUGCUGGGCCGGGAGGGAACAGGCCGUGCCCUCUGCCUUGUGGUGGGAGGAGCCAAGGAGUCACUGGACUGUCACCCUGGAGAAGUUUCUCUCCAUCUCAGCAAACGCAAAGGAUUUUGCAAAAUGGCUCUGAGACAUGGGGCCUCACUUGUACCAAUGUUUUCCUUUGGGGAGAAUGAAAUCUAUGACCAAGUUGCUAACCCAGAAGGCUCCCUCAUCCGGCGCAUCCAAAACUUCCUGCAGGGCAUCAUUGGCCUCGCUCCUUGUUUGUUCAUUGGACGUGGUGUCUUCCAGUACAGCUUUGGCAUUGUUCCCUUCCGCAAGCCCAUCUAUACUGUGGUUGGGACUCCCAUAGAUGUGCCACAGGUGAAGAUGCCCACCAAGGAGCAGAUUGUGGCGCUGCACGAGAAGUACGUCAAGGCGGUGGUGGACCUCUACAACAAGUACAAACACAAGUACUCAGAGUUUCCUGAGUGCGAAAUCAAGAUUGUCUGAAUGAGCUCCCCCAGUCUCUACACUGCUACCUUGAUAAUGUAGAAUAGUGCUGUUGUCCAAGGUGUCUUAUACUACUUCUACUACUAUUACUACUACUACUUUCCAGAAACAUUCAUAAGGUAAGCUUUUAAAAUUGUGAUAACCCAUCUCAUUCAUGCACCUGAUAACUGUCAUAAUCAUAUAAACUUAUACAAACAUGUCACAGUAAUUUAUACAUAUAUAGUGAUUUGACAAACUCUUGACUGCUAUAGUUCAUGUCACAAAUCUUGAUAUUUUAUUUGUGUUCAUUGCAUAUUAUAGGAGCAUUUCAUUUAUUGUGUUCAUGUUUACUGGUUCCAAAAAAACAGGGCUAAGAUGUUUGUGUUCUGUAAAUGUCUAACAUGCUAUGCCUGUUUUUUAAGAGGAAACCAAAACUAUGUGAAUGACAGGAUAUGGAAACAAUUCUUUUGUCAGGUCACUUCACCUGGUGUCCUGUUGAUGCACAUGAUGAUGUGUCAGGCAGAAAGAGAUCUUUUAGAUUGUGUGAAUAAUGAAUUACAAAAUGAGAUGAAGGGAAGUACUUUUUUACAGUUAAGUUUUUUUAAAAAUACAUCUAACUAUUGAAGCUAUUAAAUGAUACUUCAGUGUUUCUAGUAAUAGCUUCUAAUUAUGGUUACUCUUAUAUUUCUUCAUGAUAAUUUUGCUCUUAAUAUUUACUUAUGCUGAUCUUUAUUUCAACAUUUUGACUAGUUCAUGACAAUGUUCUCUAUAUUUCUUUAACGUUUACUCAUGACGGCUUCCACAUAAUUGCUUCCAGGUAAGUUAGUGAAUACUGACAUAUGUUAUACCACAGUUGUUAGCAGUCAUAUCAGGUUACUCAGAAAAUGCUGCAUGCAUCACUGGAUAAGAAAUGCAUUUAUUGGUCAAUUUUCUGAUGCAAAUGUUUGUUUUCUGUGCUGUUGCUUUCAUGAACCUGGUGUUAAAGCAUGCAGGAGAGGCAGGAACCAUAUGGCAGGCUAAAAUAUGGUGGGCAAUGAGUGUCUGGAACACAAAGUUGAUUUCUUGUAGUACUACAGAGCACAAACUGAAAUAUGAAAUUUGAGCUUCUGUUAGUCAUAUCAGGGUCUGUUUAUAAUAUGCAGUAUGAAAGUAUUUUUGUAUUACACUACUACCUUACAUGAGUAUUUGAUUUUUACAAUGUAGCAUUUAUCUUUGUUACAGUUCAUUUAUAGUAUACCCCUGCCUUUAAAACAGUGAUAUUUAGAGAGCUUUUAAGUAAAGUAUCCAUGACAUAAAGAAUAAAAUUAAAAGUUGAAGCAUCAGGCAAUCAUUCAGUGUAUAUAUGUGUAUAUCUAAAUAGCUAGCCAUAUACAAGUCUGUUAAAAAGCCUUGUCAAGACAAGGUGAUUACAUACAUGGAUUUACAAACACUCCCUUACAUCUUGGCCACUAGACCGUUAUGGUAUCAGGUGAGGAUCAGAUAUAGGUAUAGCAGAUAUCUAUUUGAAAAUAUAAUUCUCUAUAAUAAUUUUUACUUUGUCCAGAGAGUUAUCAGUAGUAAUUUCUCAGAUAGAGGUGUGAGGCUGAUUCCUUAAUCCUUAUCAGUGCAAUGGUAUCUGUGGAAAGAACAUCAUCUCAACAUGGCAUGAAGUUUAGUGAAAUCUACUCAUGUUUACUCAAGUAUAAAGUUAGAGAUAAUUCAUUGCCUUUCACCUGCCUGUUACAAGAACUUAGCCCAAGAAUAUCUGUUCAUUUGUCUUUAUAGCAGCAUUACUGCUUGGUAAGUGUACACAGCAGUGUUUUUCAAGUUAUUUGUGCCAAAUUUUAUUCAUUGUGGGAGGGAAAUGUUAAUGUCACGUAAAAAUAGCAGAAGUUUACAUGGAUUUUAUUAGUGUAAAAGAUAAUAUGAGUAUGUGAGUGAAAUGAAGGCACCAGUAGAAGGCUUCUUGGAAGGUGUAAAGAUAGGGCAAAUGAGUUGGUGUGAAAAAGCCACUAGUAGAAGAGGAAGACUUGGACAGUUGAGAACAGUGUUUUGAUAGAGGUGGAGGCUCUUUUGCUGUGGUCAACCCUUGGAGAUGCUCCCAGACAAAGCAAGGUGUCAGAAAGAGGUAGAUUGUUUGGUUGAUUGAUAGGAAAAAAUAUUACAGGAUAUAUGCUUGGUACCAUAAGAUUGUGGAUGAAAUUUUUACUGCAUUUAUCUAGAUUCUAGAGAUUUGAUAAUCAUUGCUUAGUUUUGUACUAGUAUCAUCAUUUUUAGUCGUUUUUAAUCCUUACAUUACUUACUCAACCAAGAACCUGUUAUUAUAUUUUAUGUAUCAAUAACUGCAGGUCACUUUAUAAUAUGCCAUGUGUAUGUUGAAUGACUUUUUUUUUUUUCCUUCUAAAUUGUGGCAGUAGAAUUUUUAUUCUUCUGCAAGUGUUUGUAAUAAAAGUCUCAGUCAUAAUUUUUCAGCUGUCAGAAGGUCUGCUAUAUAUUAUUACUUGUGUAUAUGAAUAAUAAGCCACUAGUCUUUGUUCAUUAGUCUCAGUAUGAAUCUUUGGUACUUGGUAAACUCUUAGUCCACAGAUGUAUUACUUCCUUAACUGAUGUCCCUUAAUGGCACCUUGACAUAUACCUACCUCUCUUGCCUAGUCCUGUAACCAGGUUUAUAAGUGAUAAUUUACAACUAGAAGUGUUAUGUGUGGCUAUGUACUAUGACCCAUAUUUAAUUGUUUUAAGUAUUUUGCUGUCAUAUUAUAUCCACUAAGGCAAACACGAAUUAGAAAUACAAGGAAAAGAUGAAAGUGAAGCAGCUGAUAAGGAAAUAUUAAUAUCUAUAUGUACUGACCAAAGUUUUAAGCACAGAACAGAGUAAAACUAUUUCUCCUUUGUCUUGUGUCAGUUGCAUUUCUCAUAAGUGUACUCAGUUAAUGGAUAAAUAGAUUUACUGUUUGCAUGAGGGUGGUAUCACACGUGUAGCAGUGUUUAGAGUCGUAUAUAACUUGCUCAUGUCAAGAGGUUUUCGGCAUUAGAUGGAGGACUAUCCAUCACUCAGGCAAGACACUCAGAAUUAUUGUAACCUUUAGUUGAGUAGUCUCGUCUGGCAUACAUAAAUCACAAAGUCAAGAUAGAAGUUAUGAAUACGGUGCAGUGUUUAGAUGAACAGUAAGGGUAUACUGUUGAGGUGAUGGAUGUAUAGUACUCAUGCAUUAGGAAUACCGAUGUGAUAUCAGACAUCAGAGACCCAGGCCAUAUCAAUAUUCCCCGGUCAGUGAUGAGACAAGGGCAGCAUCAGUUAUAUCGUUGGCGUCCUUUGCAGGAUGUAGCAUGUGGCAUACGGUUCCUCAGCACACCCAAUGAACGUUUGCCUUCUAGAAAGACGCCAGCCAUUCCAAUAACAUAUUUAGCAUAGUUUUGUUCAUGUACUCAUUUAUUAAUGUUACUGUGUUGAGUAAUUGAAUAUACUUAAAUAUCAGACUGACUUCAAACACGGUAAGCUAACUAGUGUAAUGAAUAAUGUUAGGUCACACUUUGAUGUCCCUUAGCAGUGUCAGGAGGUCGUCGUCCACGACACGAGAUUAACCUUGGAUGUGCACACGCAGUAGUAUACCGAGUAGUGAUGGGUUGUCCAUGGCUUCACACCACCCGGUUCUGAUAGCGAUAAUGCCGCCGCUACAAAGAGCAUUACAUUAAGUGAAGUGGCGACGCCGUGGUGGCAGUGAAAUGAAGCUGUCAGAUGUGGGAAGUGUUGGUAGAGAUGCACGCUACAUUAACCUUGCGUACUACGUUUAGCUGUACGAACACACUAAUGAUGUUUUGAACUAUAAUAGCAGAGUUACAUAUGUUAGUAUUUUACGUACGAUAAAAGUUUAAGCAUAACGCACAUGUGCCAAUGAUAUAUCCGUGCAUUAAAUGUUUUCACUUCCUGGUGUGUGGACAUGUUUUGUUGUGUUCCAAAGUAGUCAGUGAAGCUGUUAUUUGUGAAUGCAAUGCAAUACAAAGGUGCAAUGAUGUGUGCUAAAGAUGCAAUUGUAUGUACAUCUAUAAGGAAGUUUUAAGUUUAUCUCGUUUUAUGAUGUCGCUAUAUUUUUGUAUGUAUAUAUAUAUAUAUAGAUAUAUAUAUAUGAAAAAAAAAAAAGAAUGUGUCCUUCAGCUUGUUGUUUACGUCUAUUGUAGAAACAGAAGGGAUGAUUGAUAAACAGUAGAGACAA